This is a messenger RNA of Hydractinia symbiolongicarpus, 1777 nucleotides long. Its product is annotated as probable ATP-dependent RNA helicase DDX28. The record is from RefSeq and is a predicted model, not a curated record. The transcript is spliced from 14 exons. Gene Ontology annotation, molecular function: nucleic acid binding; ATP binding. NCBI's taxonomy places the organism in Eukaryota, Metazoa, Cnidaria, Hydrozoa, Anthoathecata, Hydractiniidae. Bases 89 to 1555 code for a protein of 488 amino acids.
CACACGAGAAUCUACAAAAUGGCGCAGUUGAUUCCAAAAAGAGUUAUGCUGUGACUCUUCCUUUAUUUUGUAGAAAUAAUAACAGAAAAUGCAAAAUAUUAAUAAAAUUGUAAUACGGAGUAUGGCCAGAAGAGCAAGAACCAUUAAAUCAAAAGACCAAAGGCGGAUAGCCGUUACAACUAAAGCCAACCAAAAAAUCGAUGCCAUAUCAAAAGGGGAUCGAGAAAUUGUUAUAGGAAGCAGCAAUACGCAUGAAAGUGUACACCACAGUGCAGAUGCUUCAACUUUUGAAAAUCUCAAGUUGCGAACUGAUGUCUCACAGGGAUUGGAAUGUUUGAAAAUAACCCAACCAACUAUUAUUCAAAUGCUUGCUAUUCCUCUGAUAAUGGAAGGAAAAAAUAUUUUCUGCGCUGCACAAACAGGUUCUGGAAAAACCGUUGUUUAUGCUGCUCCAAUUAUUCAUAAAUUAAAAAAUCAAGUCGAUGAAGGAUUUGUGAAACGAUUGAGUCGUCCAAGAACUUUGGUUAUAGCACCAGCCAGAGAACUUGCUCUUCAGAUACUCUCUGUGUUCAAAUCACUUAGUCAUUUCGCGCCAUUUCGUUCUGUUGGUUUGAUUGGUCAAAAACAAAAGAAAUGGACACGUGAUUACAUGAAAGGUGUUGUGGAUAUUGUUGUAGGGACGCCGUCAACAGUUUUAAAAUAUCAACAAAAAGGAUUGCUGAAUCUUGCUGAUCUGCAGUAUCUUGUUGUUGACGAAGCUGACACACUAAUGGAUGACAAUUUCUUCGAAUCGACAGACGCUAUUUUAAAUCAUUGUCACUUGCACGAACGCCAUGCGGAAAUCAUGAAGCCGCCUGUCCAAUGUAUUCUUGCAGCUGCCACCUUGCCACCAAAGGGGGUUUUAAGCGCAUACAGAAAGCUUAUACCCAAUUUAGAAGUUUGCCAAUCCAACCUACACAAAGUGUUACCUCAUGUGAACCACAAGUUCGUUAAAACUACACAAAAAGAGAAGUUUGACCUUUUGCUGUCAAGACUGAAGAUGAUCUUCCGACACGACGCCGACAAGUGUAUCAUAUUUUGUAAUACAUCAAAAUCAUGCAACUGGGUAUCUCUCAAGUUAAACGAGAACAAUGUGAAACAUUCGAAAUUACAUGGAAACAUGAACCCACAGACUCGAUUUAAAGAUUUUGAGAAUUUCUUUUCUGGAAACCACAGAGUUUUGGUAUCCACUGACAUAGCAUCAAGGGGACUGGAUACUACUGACGUGACAUUAGUGAUAAAUUAUGACUGUCCGUUCAACACGUCGGAUUAUAUUCAUCGUUCUGGAAGAACUGGGAGGGCGAGACAACUGUAUGCCGGAAAAGCAGAAGUGCUGACUUACAUGACGCAAAAUAAAGAAGUUAUUUUCGCGCACAAAAUACAAAAAGCAGCCGAAAGAAACGAAGAAUUGCAUGAUGUAAAGAUGAAACAAAAUUCUCCAAAAGAUAAUUAUUUAAAAAACAUGAAAAAAUAUCACGACACGAAAGAAAGUGAAGCCAGUCAAGUUGGAACGUAGUAAUAGGGAAGGAUUAUUUGCGAAGUGGAAUAUACUACGAUGUAUAAAGUUUAUGCGAUUUUGCUUCCUUGGCAAAAUUAAAAUAAAUUUUGCUAAAAAUUGGACGAUGUUCUGUGGAUAUUUGGUUCUUUUUACACAAACGAAAUUCUUGUUUUUGAUGUAUUACACGAUAUAAAUGAUUCACGAACAUUUCUCAACAACAAUACAAUGUUGUUAAAUCGA